Molecule: messenger RNA, 1633 nt
Organism: Neurospora hispaniola
Lineage: Eukaryota; Fungi; Ascomycota; Sordariomycetes; Sordariales; Sordariaceae
Product: Anhydro-N-acetylmuramic acid kinase
Exons: 2
Coding region: 290-1633 (447 amino acids)
Biological process (GO): amino sugar metabolic process; peptidoglycan turnover
Molecular function (GO): ATP binding; phosphotransferase activity, alcohol group as acceptor
Source: RefSeq, a predicted model, not a curated record
UGUCGAUGACCCGAAACCAAGGAUCUUGGCGAACCUCGCGAAUGGGGCCCCGGCUUGACCAAGGGAUAUGGGGUGUAAGUGGCCGGUUAAAAGGAAGGCUGAGAUGGCCAUAUGCUCUGGCUGUCCGGAUACGCGGCCUAGCGAAUCAUGCUGGACAGCUGACCUGACGUGAAUUCAUGCUCCUAAUUGCCUCCCUAGAGAAUUGAAAUAGAAGAAGCUGCUCUUCGGUCGACUUUGACAUUAUCACUUGUUGAACAUCAUCAUCAACAACAAAAAAACAACAUCAACAAUGGCGACAAAUGGAGUCAACGGCCAUGUUGCCGUCAAUGGAGGCAGCCCUUCAAGCUCGCAACCGCUUGAUCUCACCGUAUUGGGAAUGAACAGCGGCACAUCGAUGGAUGGUAUUGAUUGUGCCUUGUGCCACUUCAGGCAAGAAACACCAGACUCACCCAUGCACUUCUCCCUUCUCAAGUACGGAGAGGCUCCCAUGGAUCUUGACCUGAAGAAGCGUGUUCUGUCCAUCAUCAAGCACGAUCGGACAUCUGCUUCCGAACUCUCAGAGGUCAACGUCCACCUUGGCGAGACCUUUGCCGCUGCCGCCAUCCAGUUCUGCAAGGAGAACGAUGUGGACAUCAAGAGUCUCGAUGCCAUCGGCUCCCAUGGCCAGACGAUCUGGCUGGCCAGCAUGCCGGACGAGGGCAUCCCCAGGUCUGCUCUGACCAUGGCCGAGGGUACCUUCAUGGCCUCGCGGACAGGAGUCACCACCGUGACCGACUUCCGUGUCUCCGACCAGGCCGCCGGCAGGCAGGGAGCGCCGCUGAUUGCCUUCUUCGACGCUCUGCUGCUUCAUCAUCCUGGCAAGCUGCGGGCGUGCCAGAACAUUGGUGGCAUUGCCAACGUAUGCUUCAUCCCCCCAGAGGGCCCAGAGCACGCCUACGACUUCGACACCGGCCCGGGCAAUGCUCUGAUCGACGCUGUGGUUCGCCAUUACACCAACGGAGAGCAGGAGUACGACAGAGACGGUGAAAUGGGCAAGAGGGGAAAGAUCAACCAGGACAUGGUUGACCGAUUCAUGGAAAGGAUACCCUACUUCAGCUGGGACCCGCCCAAGACAACCGGCCGUGAGGUCUUCCGCGAUACUCUGGCCGACGACCUGAUCAAGGAGGGUGCCGAGCUGGGUAUGUCGGCGGAUGACGUUGUGGCUACCGUCACCAGAAUCACUUCCCAGGCCAUCGUGGAUCACUGGCGCCGCUAUGCGCCCAAGGACCGCCCAGUUGACGAGGUCUUUAUGUGCGGCGGUGGCGCAUACAACCCUAACAUUACCGACUACAUGAAGGAGCAGUUCCCGCAGGUCAAGAUGUUCAUGCUGGAUGCUGCCGGUAUUCCGGGCGGUGCCAAGGAGGCGGUCACGUUCGCGUGGCAGGGUAUGGAGGCUAUUGUUGGACGAAGCAUCCCCGUCCCAGACAGGGUCGAGACGCGCCGGCCGUAUGUCCUUGGCAAAGUGAACCCGGGAGAGAACUACCGGACGGUGAUGACGAAAGGCAUGUUGUUCGGUGCGGGACGGGCAAAGCUGGAUCACGUGAAGGAGAUGGUGAACUAUGUGGACGGUAAAGUCUUUAACAAUAAGUGGUAA